UUAACCCGCACGCGGAAAAGGAAGUAGGCAGCCCAGGCCAGGCCAGGACAGGGAAGACCGGCUGGUCCAUUCAGGCGGCGGCGGCGCACACCCAGCACCACCAGCAGCAAGGGGAUCAGCGAGGAGGCAGCAGAACCCCCGCCGCGGCGGCGCCCGGAGCAGGAGUGAAAGGCAUUAAGGAUGGUGAACCAUAACGACGAGUCCGAAGGGCUCAAAUUCAACGCGGCGCACCUGAUGCAAACAACUGAAGAGGUUGCAAAAGCAUUUAUUUCUGCUGCUUCAGCUGCCACCGUGCAGUCGACACGGCCAUCUGUGGUCUAUUCCUCUGGAGAAGAGAGCGGCAGCCCGAUGCGGAAGCUGCAGCAGCAAUUUUCGAAAAUCAUGAAAGGUUUUUCAAAUUCACCUGAAGUGUCUGGAACGUACAAUCCAGAAAUUCUCACUACGCACAAGCGGCAGUGGUCGAGGUUCCAGCUCAAGUCAUUGGGCAAUCGGUGCAUCAAAGAACCAUCACAUAUUUUUGAGAGCAUAGUGAUUGUGGGGCUUCCUCCUCAGGCAGAUAUCCAUGAGUUAGAAAACAUCGCUCUAGGGAGAAACGAUGAUGAUGCAAAGAAAUCCAGAAAUAUAUUUGGCAACAACCACCACCAAGUUCACGCUGUAUCAAAUUUGGAACCUCAGGUCCUUUUUACAUACCCUCCCGAAAGAUCUCUCCCACUCAAGUACAAGGAUAUUGUCUCAUUCUGCCUUCCUGGAGGUGCACAGGUUAAUGCUGUUGAACGGACUCCUUCAUUUAGUGAGCUGAACGAAAUCCUCCUAGGACAGGAACAGCUCAAAGAAAGCAAUCAAUCUUUUGUGUUCCGGUUACAGGUUGCCGAUGACCCUACGUUAUAUGGAUGCUGUGUAUUGGUUGAAGAGAUUGUACAAAGACCUUCAAAGCUAGUUUCGAUGCUCACGAAUGAAAAGCCUGUAUUUCCACGCCUCAGUCGUUAUGUAGUAACCACACCCAGAUGUUAUUGCAUCCUGUCUAGGUUGCCAUUCUUUGAACUGCAUUUUGGGGUGCUACAGAGUAUUCUUAUGGAAGAACGACUUGAAUGGCUCACAGAUGGUGUUAGCAUGCUAAAUUCGUUAUCACCUGAUGAAAUCUGUGAGGAUGAUAAUAAUCGUGAAGGCACUGAAGUUGUAGGACAGAAACUGUAUUUUGAUGGUACAAUAGUAGAAAUAUCCUCCGAACCAAAUAUGGAUGUUUCUAAGCAGCUGUCUGACACGGACAGCAGCUCUGGGUGUAGGGAGAACCAACUGGACUUCAUCUCCCAAGAAGGCCAACAGGAAAGUGGUUCUCCUCUCAAAGGACAGAAUGAUCUUGCAACAGUAACGGCUACUCAGUGUGAUACUGCAGAAGAGCCUGACAAUUGCGCUUCAUAUACUGCAGAAGAGCCUGACAAUUGUGUUUCAGACGAUUUAACGACUGAUCUAUCUGGAGUUAAGACACAUGGACUGGAUUCUAUACCUGUUGUUCCGAAUGAAUCCGAUGCCGAGAAAAUUUGGAAUAUUUCAGACGAUACAACAACUGAUAUAUCUGGAGUCAAGACCCACGAACUGGAUUCUAUACCUGUUAUUCUAAAUGAAUCCGACACUGAGAAAAAUUGGGAUUUUUCACAUGAAAUUGUGUAUGAUGGAGAACUUGAUAUCUUUGUCAAUGAUACUAUUUUGCCACUUAUACGGUCACGCCUUAGUGAAGGUUCUGAAUCGCCUCUAAGUUCCCAAGAUUCUCCUUCUGAAAGCAUAAAUUCGAGAAAUGGUACCCACGACAUGGAUUUGGAGGAGCCAUCUUCUAUCGGCCAUGGAGACGUAGUUGGGCACAACAGUAUAUUGCAAUGGGCUAAGGCAAAAAAAUAUGGAUCUCUGCAAGUCGUCUGCCAGUACUACCAGUUGCAGUGUCCGGCCAGGGGUUCAUCACUUAAUUUUCAUCCAUUGGAGCACUUACAUUCUUUGAAGUUUCACCGGCCAGGUGAAACCGCUCUUCAUCUUGCUGGGUCGACUAUUGAUCUCCGGUCGCGUGAUACAAGCUUAGAGGUGGCUGAGAUGCGCAAUGCACUCUACGCUGAGGAGGAAUCGACUGCUUUAUCCACAUGGGCUGUUGCAUCCCUAUGUGGAUGCCUCAGGUUGGAACAUGUCAUGUCACUUUUUGCUGCAGCACUCUUGGAGAAACAGAUUGUUAUUGUCUGUUCUAAUUUGGGAAUGCUUUCGGCUUCAGUUUUGUCCAUGAUACCUCUAAUACGACCAUACCAGUGGCAGAGUCUACUCAUACCGGUUUUGCCAAAUGACAUGCUCGAUUUUCUGGAUGCGCCUGUUCCAUACAUUGUUGGUGUACAGAAAACAUCUGAUCUGCAAUCCAGGCUAGCAAACGCCGUCAUUAUUGAUGCCAACAAGAAUCAGAUUAAAUCUGCUUCAAUCCCGCAACUUCCGCAACAGAGAGAGUUGCUUUCUAAUUUGCGCCCAUAUCAUUCAAGACUUGUGGGAGAAAGUUACCUCGCAAGAAAACGCCCUGUCUAUGAAUGCACAGAUGCCCAGGUCGAAGCGGCCAAAGGUUUCUUGGCAGUGCUUAGAUCCUAUCUUGAUUCUCUGUGCUCCAACCUAAGAUCUCACACGAUUACCAAUGUGCAAUCCAACAAUGACAAGGUUUCAUUAAUUUUAAGAGAGAGCUUCAUCGGUUCUUUUCCAACCCGGGAUAGGCCCUUUAUGAAGCUGUUUGUAGACACACAAUUGUUCUCGGUACAUACCGACCUAGUCCUCUCCUUUUAUCAGAAGGACUGAGUCUCUCUUAACGGCUUGACUAUGUCAUCAGUGACAUGAUUUUUCCAAGCUGCUUUUCGACGUUGAGCUCAACUGUACAUAUGGUCGUAGAAAAAUAUGAGCCUCCUUUGGCAGCUCAUAGUGGGUUAGAAGCUGCAAGGUCGGACAACAACCCAUAUACUGUUGGCGAAGUUAUAGAUUAUUGGGAUCCAGGUAAUGUUAAACCGGAAGCUGCCCCUCGGGCUGCUGUUGUAAAUUAGUUGUUGCUUGGCUGUGCUACUCCAUGAAAAGAUUUUGUAGGCAGUAGCACUUGCCACAGAAAAAAACCCUCUGGUUUGUUCAUCAUACAAUGCAUGUAUGCCAAUGGUCCAUGCGGUGCAGCUUGUAGUUCCUAUAAGGGGAGGAAAAAAAAGAGGAAGAAAACUGUUAUUUAAGAUUAUAUUAGAGUAGAAGUGAUGCAAUGUCAAAGGACUCUGUAUCUCAGUUUUGCAGCGUGGCAUUUCGUGUACAAACAGAUGUAAGUGUGAUAUACUCGUACAUGGGACUUUGAAAAACCAUGACUGUUUUGCUCAA
This is a messenger RNA of Lolium rigidum, 3363 nucleotides long. RefSeq lists its product as uncharacterized. The transcript is spliced from 20 exons. The record is from RefSeq and is a predicted model, not a curated record. Bases 181 to 2811 code for a protein of 876 amino acids. Lineage: Eukaryota; Viridiplantae; Streptophyta; Magnoliopsida; Poales; Poaceae.